AUGAACCUCGCCGUCUUUGAUUGCUCCCCGUCGUACUAUUUUGUCGCAGAUGGGUUGAGAUGGGGCACUCUCAACCAAGGAUGGAAUGUCACCCUACACGACCAUGAGGGACUUGAUGCUUCAUUCAUGGCUAACCGCGCUCAUGCAGUGUUAAAUGGCAUUCGGGCUACCUUGCUGUCUAGUGAUUUUACAGGCGUUGACCGCGGUGCUGCAGUGGUCAUGAUGGGAUACUCGGGAGGAAGUUCGCCCACAACUCUAGCGGCAGAGCUCAAAUCAACAUAUGCGCCGGCGUUAAACAUUAUUGGCACUGCUGUAGGAGGGCUACUGCCGAGCCUCCAGAGCGUUUAUCCCACACCUUCACGCCUAAUGCAUCAAAGUCUCAGUCGCAAUACCACCAGAAAGAAGCAGUUCGAAGAGUUUCGGCCGAUGUGUAGUGAACAGCUACGCAGCACGCUCGUUUAUGAAAAGAUCGCUUCCUACUUCCAGAGAAUGGAAUUCCUCAACAGCCCCGAUAUCCAGGAGAUCUUCAGCAACAACAGCCUUGGUCAAGACGUCCCCGCCAUGCCAAUGUUCGUCUAUAAAAGUAGACAUGACGAGGCCAGUCCCACAGUGGAUAGUGAUAACCUUGUGUCCUGGUAUUGUAGGGAGGGUGCAAGGAUCCACUAUCGCAUGCAAACGCAGGAAUCACAUCGAUAUUUGGCGCUGACUGGAAUCUUGCAGGACCUAGCCUGGUCCAAGGAGAGGUUUAAUGGCUUGGUGAUGCCUGAGGGUUGCCAGAAUUCCAUCCAUUCCUUUGCAAGCACGGAUUUCGAUGCGCUUGCCUUCCUAGGGGAGACAGCUGUCGGCGCAAUAGAAAGACAACUCGGUGUCGAUUUGCCAUCGCUGAUCAUAUAA
Aspergillus oryzae RIB40 is the source of this 894-nucleotide messenger RNA. RefSeq lists its product as uncharacterized. Gene Ontology annotation, biological process: lipid catabolic process. Lineage: Eukaryota; Fungi; Ascomycota; Eurotiomycetes; Eurotiales; Aspergillaceae. The record is from RefSeq and is a predicted model, not a curated record. Gene Ontology annotation, molecular function: triacylglycerol lipase activity.